Messenger RNA from Phytomonas sp. Hart1, 1093 nucleotides. The record is from the annotation of a GenBank genome assembly. Lineage: Eukaryota; Euglenozoa; Kinetoplastea; Trypanosomatida; Trypanosomatidae.
AUAGAUGCUCUGCCUUUCGUAGUAUAGAGCUAAAGAAAGUAAGUAGAGGCGUUUCAGCUACUUUUGGUGUAUGUGUGUGUUUCACUUCAUUUGAAAUUGUUUUCAAACAUAAUCAAAGUAGACAUACACAAGUGCUAAUUUUUUUAGGGGGUUUUGGGAAGAUCCAAGUACACUUAAAUCUAGGCUACAAUUAUAUUUGUAGAAACAUUAGGUAUUCUCUGCACUUCAAUCAUUUUCUUUUAGUAUUUAACGUUCAGGAAUUUUUUGCAUUUCAUUACUAUAUUCAAUGCUUCAGACACACAGGCUGCUUUCUCUCCUUCGCCGAACGUUCGUGUGCAAAAUGAUUAGCGACGAGUACAUUCCUCGUGCGUUUCCUGUGAAGGUGACAACUGGGCUCUCAGGUAUUUCAGUGGAGCCGCUAUGGAAACCAAAACUGCUGGCAGCUGCCUCAGAGCUUCAUGCAUUUCUAAUUACAUCGGACAUACCUCCGGAGUCAACCUAUUACAACAUCACGCUGACCCUUAUCAAACGUAUUAACCACGGUAUCAAAGAGUGCCAGGACGAUUGGUGUACACUGGAGAAAAAGUACUUCUGGGCUUGGCCAGUAGAGUACAUUUUACAGGUAACUUGGCGUGAGCUGGAGACAGCCCAAAAGUGGAAUGAAUUGCGAUUAUGGGAGUUAGAUCCAGAACAAGUCAAAAAGGUAGCCCGUGAAGACCAAAAUAUUGGCAAAGAGGGUCUUGGGUGUAAUUCGCCAUGGGAACAGGUCGUUCGAGAAGAUUUCGACAAACGUAAGAAAGCAUUGACGCAGGAAGAGAUGGCAGAGCUGAAACGCAUGGAUACAGAGCGUAUGUCGCGUGAAACAGCUGCCUAUAAAGAACGGAAGGAACGCAUUAGGAGUGAUCUAGAACGCGCGCGUGGUGACAUGCUCAAAAAGUUCCUGAACAAGCGGUACGCUGUGGAUAAGGACCUUAUGCGCAUGCAGCCGGGUAAGAAGCAGAGUGAAAAGACUUCAGAUGAUCUCAUUCGCGAACUGCGUGCAUCUGUGCAGCAAAAUCCAGAGCUAAAUAAGGAUGGGGAAAAAAAUAGCUAA